Molecule: messenger RNA, 2651 nt
Organism: Liolophura sinensis
Lineage: Eukaryota; Metazoa; Mollusca; Polyplacophora; Chitonida; Chitonidae
Product: GPN-loop GTPase 3-like
Exons: 8
Coding region: 87-917 (276 amino acids)
Molecular function (GO): GTPase activity
Source: RefSeq, a predicted model, not a curated record
CAUGGCGAUGUUGUUGAUGAAAACCGAAAGGGAGAAGAAACUUCAAUCAAAUUUGAAGCCCAUUCGUUGUUCUUAAGAGGAGCGUCAUGCCUAGAUACGCUCAGUUAGUCAUGGGGCCAGCCGGCAGUGGCAAGUCCACUUAUUGCUGUACAAUGCAGAAACACUAUGAAACUUUAAAGAGGUCUGUUCAAGUGGUCAACUUAGAUCCAGCUGCAGAGGAAUUUAACUACUCCGUCUUAGCAGAUGUGCGAGAGUUGAUCAGUGUUGAGGAUGUGAUGGAGGAUGAUUCGCUACGCUACGGGCCAAAUGGAGGACUGAUAUUUUGUAUGGAGUAUUUUACACAGAACUUUGACUGGCUGUAUGAGCAGAUAGACGACAUAGAUGAUGAUUAUAUCAUAUUUGAUUGCCCAGGACAAAUAGAGCUGUACACACACAUCCCUGUGAUGAAGAACCUGGUUGACCAGCUACAGCAGUGGGAUUUCCGUGUGUGCGGCGUCUACCUUAUAGACUCCCAGUUUAUGAUUGAACCCUCAAAGUUUGUGUCUGGCAUGCUGACUGCUCUGUCUACCAUGGUCAACCUAGAAAUCCCCCACGUCAAUAUCAUGUCCAAAUUGGACCUUCUGAGCAAGAAGGCUAAGAAGUCUCUGGACAGAUAUCUCGAGCCUGACCUUCUCAGUUUGCUGAAUGAAGAUCUUGAUGAGUCGAAUGUGUCAAAGAAAUUUGCCAAGCUUAAUGCUGUCAUAGCACAAAUGAUUGAUGAUUACAGCCUGGUGAAGUUCUUCCCAUUGGAUCAGACAGAUGAAGAUUCUGUGUUAGACAUCAGUCUGCUGAUUGACAAUGCCAUACAGUAUGGAGAGGAUUUGGAACCCAAGGAACCUAAAGAUUUUGGCGAUGAGGAAGAUCCAGAUGACAGCUGACCCCACACCGAGGAUGCUGUCAGAAACAACAUGUGUUACCAUGGUUACCCCUGAAAACAUGUACUGUAUCCCAUGAACAGGCGGUCAUUUAUUGUGCAUAUUAGUGAAGAGAAGGACCCUAAGGACAGUUGACUCCAUUUCUUAGGAUGCUGUGAGCAUCAACACACGUAACCAUGGUGAUCCAUGAUAACAUUGUGACUGCUUAGCAGUGUCAUUAGCUCUCCGGCCAUAUGUGGGAAGGUCUUGCAACAACUUGCGGAUGGUUGUGGUUAUGGUUGUGGCUUCUCCCAAGCUCUGUCAGGUUUCGGGGCCUCUGUGGCUCAGUUGUUUAGCGCGCUAUCCCCUCCAGCCAUAAGUGGGAAGAUCUGUCAGUAACUUGCAGAAGGUCGUGCGUUUCCCCUGGGCUGUGCCCGGUUUCCUCCCACCAUAACACUGGCUGCCGUUGUAUAAGUGGAAUAUUCUUGAGUGCGGCGUAAAACACCAACCAAAUAAAUAAAUAAAUUGUAGGUUCAUCACUAGAGUCCACUGUGAUGAAACUCUUUCAGUCAGUUCUGGUAGCUGUUUGUUUGGACUGACCCCUUUCAUUAUGGCACUCCAACAUGGUAAACAGUGGCUUAUGUUUUCAAAGGUGGUUAGAACAUUAUUUCUGGCAAAAUUUCCUUUUUCCUAGUGAAGAGAUGUUCAUUUUUGUAGCUUUCUAUCCCUGACCUAAAAUAGGCCUCUCAGCUGGUAGGAAGUCUUUAUUUACAUUUAUAUUUAAAAGUAGAUCCAUGCACCGAGGAGACUUGACGUUGACUGUAAUUCAGUUCGCCGUCUGAUUCGUAAGAUGACAGUUUGAUCAUUUGUAUAUUUAUGCAAAUAACACAAAAAUAUUAAAAUUUUUCCAUUUGGGAUGGAAAACUUAUAACCCCAAAUAAUUCAGUAUUGUUGUUAAUGUACAGGAAAUUCUGCUUGGAAAUGUCUUUCUCAGAAGCCAUUGUUUUAUCACUUAUGAUGAUUGGCUGGAUGUAAUAGAUCUUAAUGCUAUAUGCUUACGUAUGCUUGGGGAUUUUGCUCAUACUUAGCAACGUUUCAGUCAUAUGGCGAUGAGGAGUAAUUUGGUGGAGGCAUAAUAUGUCUACAGGCAGGGAAAGUAUAUGCCGCCAAAGUGCUUCCACCAGUGAAAUACCCUGCCGAAGACACCACACAUGACACCCCACCCAGUGACAUUAUACUGACACCCUACCCAGUCGCAUUAUACUGACACUGGGCCAACCAGUCAUGUUUCCUUGUUCUAACAUCUCAGUACUGAGUGACGGCUGCAAGGUACGUUUUCAAAGUCUUUGGUAUGGCCCCACCCAUGUUUGAUCCCAGGGUCUCCAGACUUCAAGGUGGGUGCUCUGACCAGUAGACCACAGAAGCUAUCUCUUAAUGUUAUAAAAGGUGUGUAAAUGCAUGUACACUGCAGUUAAACCCAUUGUGAUAUAAAUGUUGGGGGUUUUUGUCUUUCCUUUGGGCAAUAACAGUUCUGAAAGCACAAAAUUGUGUGUGCCAAUUUCCUUAUAAGGAAAUCUUUUGCAAUCUUGGUUAAGGAUAAUAGCUUGAGUUCCAUAUUUGUGGACACACAGAAUUCCGGGUUAGGAGAUACAGUAUAUCUUGGUGGUAAUCCAAGACUGAAGCAUGGUUUCAUGAAGCACUCUUAAUGUUACGUUCACUUAACUACCAAGCAACCAAUACUGUAGGCAUUACGUCGUC